This is a messenger RNA of Homalodisca vitripennis (glassy-winged sharpshooter), 373 nucleotides long. Its product is annotated as molybdopterin synthase catalytic subunit 1-like. The transcript has a single exon. The coding region runs from base 86 to 274 and encodes 62 amino acids. The record is from RefSeq and is a predicted model, not a curated record. Gene Ontology annotation, cellular component: cytosol. NCBI's taxonomy places the organism in Eukaryota, Metazoa, Arthropoda, Insecta, Hemiptera, Cicadellidae. Gene Ontology annotation, biological process: Mo-molybdopterin cofactor biosynthetic process.
UUAAAAACAAAGACUCGAUUUUAGUGCUUUAAAUUCAAAAAUCGUUACUCAAUGAUAUGACUUUAGGCUAGGUGAUGUGGCAAUCAUGGAGGCAAGUGUGGUGAUUGCGGUGUCCUCGCCACAUCGGCAAGCGAGUCUUCAAGCCGUCCAAUUUGCCAUAGAGACUCUGAAGGCGUCAAUUCCCGUUUGGAAAAAGGAGGAAUACGAGGAUUCUGAGGCCGGAUCAUCAUGGAAGGAGAACAAGGAAUGUUCCUGGAGCAACCAAUCAUCGUGAUAUAUGUUGUUGAGUAGCUUUAAGCUGUUGUUAGAAUUUAUACUAUGUUAGCGCUAAGGUGCAUGCACUAAAUGAAUAUAGAAUUUAAAGUUUUGUGAU